Molecule: messenger RNA, 931 nt
Organism: Centruroides sculpturatus (bark scorpion)
Lineage: Eukaryota; Metazoa; Arthropoda; Arachnida; Scorpiones; Buthidae
Product: multidrug resistance-associated protein 4-like
Exons: 4
Coding region: 6-644 (212 amino acids)
Biological process (GO): transmembrane transport
Cellular component (GO): membrane
Molecular function (GO): ATP binding; ATP hydrolysis activity; ATPase-coupled transmembrane transporter activity
Source: RefSeq, a predicted model, not a curated record
UCCAGAUGAAUUCGGUCACACGCAUUCUGAACUACAGCAAAUUGGAAUCAGAAGCAUCAUAUGAAAGUUUACCCGAUAAACGGCCAUCCUCGGAUUGGCCACAAAAAGGGGAAAUUCUCUUCGAUAAUGUUUCUGUACAAUAUUCCAAGGAUAAAAACAUUGUUUUGAAGAACAUAACAUUUUGUAUUCACUCAGGAGAAAAGAUAGGAAUUGUUGGGAGAACAGGAGCUGGAAAGAGUUCUAUAAUUGCUUCGUUAUUUCGCAUGAUUGAGCCAACAGGAACAAUAACUAUCGACGGAAUUGACACAAAAGAUCUUGGUCUUCGGGAUCUACGUAGUAAAAUAUCGAUAAUUCCACAAGAUCCGAUGUUGUUUACUGGUCCUCUUCGAAGAAAUAUCGAUCCAUUCAAUGAAUAUUCGGAUGAUCAAUUGUGGAAAGCCAUAGAAGAGGUUCAAUUAAAAGAAGUUAUAAUUAAAUUGCCUGGUAGAUUGGAUACAUAUUUAACAGAAGGAGGACGUAAUUUCAGCGUAGGAGAAAGACAAUUAAUAUGUCUCGCCAGAACAAUUCUUCGUCAGAAUAAAAUUCUUGUCAUGGAUGAAGCAACAUCUAAUAUCGAUAAAAGGUGGGAAUUAACAAAACAAUAAGAGCUAUCUAAUUUUAAGUGUGAAUUAUUUAUUUUUUGUUUUAUAUUGUCUAGUUUGACUUUGUUUAUAAAUAAGACUUAUUAUACUGGCAUGGAUUUUAAUUAGCAAAUAGAUAAAUACUUAUUCAAGAAGUAAAACAAAAUAUCUUUAUUUUCACAUGUAUUCUCUUUUUUAGUGUGUUUCAGACCGGUAGGCUUCUCUUCAGCAAGUGUACAACAUUAUAUAACAGUUAUAUAAAAACAUUUAUACGACAAUUUUAUACAGUCGACCCCCUAUAACACUGUUGA